This is a messenger RNA of Thyridium curvatum, 2529 nucleotides long. RefSeq lists its product as uncharacterized. The coding region runs from base 1 to 2529 and encodes 842 amino acids. Gene Ontology annotation, molecular function: protein binding; flavin adenine dinucleotide binding; oxidoreductase activity, acting on the CH-CH group of donors. The transcript is spliced from 5 exons. The record is from RefSeq and is a predicted model, not a curated record. Lineage: Eukaryota; Fungi; Ascomycota; Sordariomycetes; Thyridiales; Thyridiaceae.
AUGGCAUCAAAUGCAAGGAGUGUCCCGCAGACUGAUCCUAAAGUCUACGACACGUAUGCGAGUCAAUGGGCUGAGCUGCCUGCUGAUGAAGCAGCCUGGCUUCAGCGAGCCCAGGAGGUCUCAAACGUUCUUGCAGAGGACGCAGGUCUGCGUGAACGCGAGAACAAAUCUCCUCGCGCUGAGGUCGCUCUUUUGAAACACUCUGGGCUUCUCAAAGUCUUGGGGCUGAAGAAAUAUGGCGGAGGCGAACAGCCAUGGAGUGUCGGAUAUAAAGUGAUCCGCAAAGUGGCUGAAGGAGAUGGCUCUCUGGGGAUGCUCCUUGGAUAUCACCUUCUUUGGUCAACUACUGCCAAUGUUGUUGGAACUGCUGAGCAAGCGGAUCGCAUCCAGAAGCUCAUAAUCUCGAACAACUACUUCGUUGGCGGUGCAGUGAACCCACGGGACCAGGAUCUACGCAUUACAUCUGAUGGAGAUGACAUUGUGUUUAACGGAUUCAAGUUCUUCAACACAGGAGGUGUCGUUUCUGAUUUGACUGUGCUUGAAGGAUCAUAUGAAGAUACGAAUGACCAUAUUUUCGCUUUCGUCAAGACGGAGCAGCCAGGCAUUCAGUUUUCACAUGAUUGGAAUAAUGUCGGACUCCGUCUUACAGAGUCGGGAAGCGUCAAGAUUGAUAAGGUAAAGGCACCUUGGGCAGAUGCACUUGGAUGGGAUGCGGCCAAGAAAAAGCCAGAUCCUUCAAUCUUAGGCAUCCCCUUCGCUACUCUCUUACUUCCAACGAUUCAACUUGUCUUCAGCAACUUUUACAUAGGUAUCGCCUGGGGAGCCCUGAGUGAAGCGUCGGCGUACACGAAUAAAUCUACUAGAGCCUGGCCAUAUGGAGGAGAUAACAAGGAGAGGCCCCAAGAUGAAUUCUAUAUUUUGUCAACUUAUGGCAACUUCCUUGCGCAUCUGCGGGCUGUCACGGCCCUAGCUGACAAGGCUGGCGAGGAGGUUACUUCCUUGUACAAUAAUUCAGGAAGCGCAGAGGAUCGAUCGAAGGUAACAGCCGAGGCCAGAGGCGAGGCAGCGGUGUGGGUGGCCAGUGUCAAAGUUGUGGCGACGGAUACAGGGCUGCGGGUCACUUCAGGCUUGUUCGAAGUGACAGGAGCUAAAGCGACGGCGACAAAGGUGGGCCUGGAUCGAUUCUGGAGAGAUGUUAGAACCCACACGCUCCAUGAUCCCGUAUCCUACAAGAACAGGGAACUUGGUCGGUAUCAGCUGCUAAGGGAGCUGCCCGAGCCUACCUGCAGUCCCGCCUGCACGGCAUUUGCCACGGACAAGAUGCCAUUCAUAAUCAGCCCCGAGCCGGUGAUCCCUCCCAUAUUUACUGCAGCCUUGCACGGCGACUACGACGGAGUCAAGCGCCUCAUCCGCGAAGGGGCCGAUGUCAAUGCUAUCAAUCCCAACACGAAUCUCACGGCCCUACACGUAGCCAGUUCGAGAGAGGACUACCGGAUUGUCAGGGUCCUCCUCGAGGCCGAUGCCGACCCCUCUGCUACUGACGAGUUGGGCCAUACACCACUGUUUGAAGCCGUCAGUAAUGGGAAGAUCUUAUCGGCGAGACUGUUGAUUGCUGCAGGCGCUUCCAUAAAUGUCAAGGGAUACGAGGAGAACACUUUGCUGCACGCGGCGGCUGGUGGUGGCUAUAAGAACAUCACGAGGUUAUUAGUGAAGGAGGGCGCGGAGGUAGACGCUGUCAAUGCGGACGGGGAGACACCUCUCCAUUCAGCGGCAAGACGUGGAGCAGGUCCUGAGAUUGUAAAAUUCCUCCUUGAUGCUGGGGCAAAUUUAGAGGCAAGGACGAAGACCGGCAGCACUCCUCUCCUCUCAGCCGAGGGUUAUGACGACGAAGUCGAACUACUACUGCGAAAAGGAGCCGACGUCACUGCCGUCUCUGAUGACGGCAUGACGGCUUUGCACAUGGCGGCAAAGCACAGUGUAUGCGAACAAUUGAAGCUCAUACUGGAUACCAAAGCCAUCGACGUCAACGCAAAGACAGCUGACGGGUACACCCCGCUACACUUUACUGCGCAGACCCCGGUCAAUGAAGACAUGAACCUGCAACUCCUCGACGCCGGGGCUGAUAUCGACGCCACGAACAAAGAUGGCGACACGGCGCUACACAUAGCAGCCAAGCAGUAUCCCAACACGAGUCUCAAGAUACUGCUUGCUCGGGGUGCCGACAUAGAAAAGGCAAACAAUAUCGGGGCAACGGCCCUGCACGUUGCUGCCUGUACCGGAUCCGUGGCUCCGCUUGAUGCGUUGCUUGAGGCUGGGGCGAACCCUGGCGCUCUUGACAUGCGCGGGUUGACACCACGACAUCACGCAAUCUGGGCAAAGGAGGACUACUAUCGAACGCAGAGAAAGGAUUGGGAGGAGACGGGGUUCCAGAGUGAGAACUUUAGUGAUCAGGAAUGGGGUCAGGUCCACGAGUAUGCGUCAGUCUGGGAUGACAUAGCAGCAAAACUAUUGGCGGCAGAAGACCAGUAA